Messenger RNA from Anopheles funestus (African malaria mosquito), 876 nucleotides. RefSeq lists its product as uncharacterized. The record is from RefSeq and is a predicted model, not a curated record. The transcript is spliced from 3 exons. Gene Ontology annotation, biological process: sensory perception of smell. Bases 79 to 489 code for a protein of 136 amino acids. Gene Ontology annotation, molecular function: odorant binding. NCBI's taxonomy places the organism in Eukaryota, Metazoa, Arthropoda, Insecta, Diptera, Culicidae.
UCGCACCAAAAAAUCUUGUGGCUGCCCUCGAAUGCGAACCCCCAGCUUCAGUUUAAAUUUGACUAUCGAAAGGUGAGUAUGGAACGGUUGAAUUUCGUCCGUUUGCUAUCGGUGUGCCUGGUCGUGCUGCUGGUGCGAGUCUGCAGUGGUCAAGAUAUUUUGGGAUCGUAUUUCCGGUGUCGCAAUGAAUAUGAUAUUGAGCCGAGUGUCUUUGAGGCGUUGCGUGCCGGUGACUUCUCCGUGAGGAACUCCUUCGUGGAGUGCUUUGGUGAGUGUUUUGUGAAACGAGCCGGUUUCAUGAAUGAUAACUUCACAUUCAACCGGGACACGAUCAUGCGCUUCAUGAAUCGGUUCGUCUCGAAGGAGAUUGCGGCGGGCGUGUAUAAAACCUGCACCGAGAAUGUGACACCGACGUACUGCGUCACGGCGUUUAAUGUGUACCAGUGCAUCUACGAGAAUGUGUCCAAGAAGUGGGACAGCCGAAAAUAGGCGGCCAAAUGUGUGUGUGUGGUGCGAAAAUCACGCUACUUAAAUGGCUUAAAUAAACCUGUUAUCUGUACAGACAGUUUCGUGUCCAGUGUCGGUAGCUUCUUUCAUUAUGGUGGAGUGGAAAGAAAGAAACAAAAUGAAAUAUCAGAAAGCUUUUUCAGUUGAAAUUGUGCAUAAAGAAUUACGUAUUCCAACUUUGAAGUCAUCGCCAUCCGAUCGGUAUCGGGAGCAUCGGCAGAACCGUUAUGUUUCCUACAUUUCGCACCCGACCGUGCUACCCAAUCUCAGCACAAACCGAUCGCAACGGACGCGAAAAAAAGAAGAAAUAAAGUGGGAAGAAGAGACAGAUAAACAGAAAGAGACAGAGAGAGAGAGAGAGAGAGAGAA